Molecule: messenger RNA, 1146 nt
Organism: Penicillium taxi
Lineage: Eukaryota; Fungi; Ascomycota; Eurotiomycetes; Eurotiales; Aspergillaceae
Product: beta-1-3-mannanase
Exons: 3
Coding region: 1-1146 (381 amino acids)
Molecular function (GO): hydrolase activity, hydrolyzing O-glycosyl compounds
Source: RefSeq, a predicted model, not a curated record
AUGCUACUUUCAAUUCUAACCAGCGUAUUCGUUGCAGCUUUGUCGAUUAGCUCGACAUCGGCUUCUCCUACAACCAAUCAGACUGCUGAUUUGAUUUCGAAUUCGUUUGCCGGGAGCAAUCUGUAUUUUCUGCAUGGACUCCCUGCUAACACACAGCGUGAUUAUGUUGGAACGCUCGCUGGGUGGGGUGUCAAGGUAGUCCGGCUCUGGGUUACGGGAAUCUCAGGAAACUGCAUAAAGGGAAGCACCAAUACAGUGGCGAUCAAUCAAUUGGAAGCACCAGGCUCUAUUGGAACUUAUAAUACCUCUGUUCUUGCGGCCCUGGAUGCUACGCUCGAGAUCUUGAGUGACUACAGCAUCAAAGCCAUCAUUUCUCCUCACGAUGCGGGCGUCCUCAACGGCGCAAAUGGCUGCGACGCUUAUUGUAAAAAAUACAAAGACUCUGACACUUUUUACUCAUCCACAUCCGCGAAAGCCGACUACGACAACCGCCUGGCUGCCAUCUUCAACUACGAGUCUCCAGCAUUUGGCAAGAAGUGGUCACAGCUGUCUGAUGUCAUUCUCGCUUUUGAUAUCCAGAACGAGCCUAUGAUCGGCUCAACCGGCAAACUAGACGACAACGAUCCAAACGACUGGAUCUGUGGCCGUGCAGGAGUGAUGAAAGGUCUCCUAGGGGAUUCUAGCGUCAAGGUGGCCACAGGUGGUAUUGGAGGAUCUCAGUACUGUUGCGACCACGAGUAUAACGUACUUGAGAAGGCUCUCUACUGUGAUGCGAUCGACAUCGUGAGCAUUCAUGGGUAUAUGAGUGAAGCCAGCGAUUGGGCUUACUUUGUCACGGGAGAUGCUUCGGUGCUGAAAAAGGCUAACAGUACGGGCAAGCACGUUAUGAUCGAGGAGUGGGGCGUCUCUACAAGCUAUGAAGAUAGUUUUGACACGCAGGUCAAAGUGUUCAAUGAUGCUGGAAUGCCAUGGUUAUACUGGCAGGUUAUCCCCGGUAAAGACCAGACACAGGACGGGGCGCUCGAUAGCUGUGGUUAUGACGGGUAUGAGAUUGGUUUGAAUAGCUCGAAGGGAGAUGUUGCGAAGGCGAUUGCAGAUGCUAAUACUGUGACGGCAUUUCAAAGUUGGAAUGGCUAUGUGUAUUGA